Messenger RNA from Microthlaspi erraticum, 513 nucleotides. NCBI's taxonomy places the organism in Eukaryota, Viridiplantae, Streptophyta, Magnoliopsida, Brassicales, Brassicaceae. The record is from the annotation of a GenBank genome assembly.
AUGAAGCCUUCUCGGAUGGAUAAUCUAUUAGGUCUCCUUCGUAUUCGGGUCAAGCGCGGUGUCAAUCUCGCCGUCCGCGAUCUCAAUAGUAGCGAUCCUUACGUCAUCGUCAAAAUGGGAAAACAGAAAUUGAAGACUCGAGUUAUUUACAAUGAUGUGAAUCCUGAGUGGAAUGAAGAUUUGACUCUCUCGGUCACAGAUCCCGGUCUCAACGUCCUCUUGACGGUGUAUGAUCACGACACAUUCACCAAAGACGACAAAAUGGGAGAUGCAGAAUUCGCGAUUAAGCCGUACGUUACUGCAGUGAGUAUGCACUUGCAAGAUCUCCCAUGUGGCACAAUUGUGACAACUGUCCAGCCUAGCCGACACAAUUGCUUAGCCGAGGAGUCUCGGGUUAUAUGGUGUGAUGGUAAGCUCGUUCAGGAUCUAAUCCUCAGACUCAAACAUGUCGAGUGCGGUGAGGUUGAGGUUCAGCUUCAAUGGAUUGAUCUUCCUGGCUCUAAGGGUCCAUGA